Messenger RNA from Schistocerca gregaria, 1045 nucleotides. Its product is annotated as CST complex subunit STN1-like. Bases 98 to 580 code for a protein of 160 amino acids. The transcript is spliced from 5 exons. The record is from RefSeq and is a predicted model, not a curated record. NCBI's taxonomy places the organism in Eukaryota, Metazoa, Arthropoda, Insecta, Orthoptera, Acrididae.
AUUCCGACGCGCGAAAUCUUGCUCGUUUGUAGUGUGAUCGAAAUCUGACUUUUCCUUUUUAAGUCAUAAUAUUGAAUGUUUUUGCUGUCAUAAACGUAUGAAAGUGAAUGCAAGGAAAUCGGUAAAGUAUGAGAGAUUACAAUCUUGCUACAUUCCAGUGAAAUUAUGGAUAGCAGAUAUCAGUAACAUGCGCCAACAUCAUAUUUUCACGUUCGCUUACAUUUUUAAAGGAAGAUUCACAAAGUCUGUUGAUAUUAUGGGAACAGUGACUUCAAGAGCGGAAUAUGCAUCGUUCUUUAUAUACAUUGUGGAUGAUGGUACAGGAGCCAUUGUAUGCAAACUUAAUAAGAACUUAAAAAUAGAUGAAGACAGGUAUGAAGAACUUCUGCUUUCAAAGAGGAGAAUUGCUGAAUCCCCUAUGCCAGCCCACGUGAAGCAGGCAAGACUUUCUUUUAUGGAAAAAGUGAUGACAAAAGCUGACGCAGCACGUGAACUUUUGGAUCUGGGCACAACAGUACAUAUUCAGGGCAAGGUAUACGAGCGUUACGAGAGGCGCCAAGUGUUCGUGACAGACAUCUAGCUUGGGAGAAGAAGGAGAUCACAUUUUGAAAGUUUGUGCAUUGUAUAAGAUGUAUGACCGCGUAGAAUCUGUCAGGAAAGCUAAGACUCUGGAUUUAGUACUGGAAAUUUCCCAUUUUCCAGAAAGGCAACAUCGACGAGCAUAUGAUCCGUGGAUUAUAUAGGUUACUUGUUAUGCAGAACUUCUGAUUUUACCUGAAAUUCCUUCUGUUGCAUUUCUUUUAUUUUUAUGCUUUGCUCUCUUUCUCUUAGUUUUACCCCAUUGUUUUGUAAAUUCAUUUUUACUUUUUGAGCAAUAAAUAUUUUUUUACUUGGUUGGUUGGUCUGUGAAUGGUUAAACGUUGAUGUACAUAACAGUUUUUGUUGAUGUGUUUUAUGUAAGUAUAUGUUUACAUGUUUUGACCAAUGAAGAAUACAGAAUUGUGUUUUUCCGUGAUUGUUAAAUAAAUGAUAUUAUAACUAUUUA